CUUCAUUCAAUUUGUUUCUGUGGCACAGAUUUGAAAUCAUUUCGAAAAAAAUUUAUCUCAACUUCUGAACAAAAUUUACCAAGACUAGAACAAAUGGGAACUAACGAAGAGAAGCCGAAAAUCAUGGCUUGCGAUUUUGAGAUCAACGGCAACGUGAAGAAGGAGGCAUUCGAGCUUUUUGCCGCCGCUCAGGCAAAGAUCUUGGGCUUACGUGGCUAUAUAAUGAAGGUCGCUGACGACAAGUACAAUGGCCAGCUAGAGGGUGAAGGCAAGGUGAUCGAGAAAUUCCAAACCCUUAUCAAGAGCGCAGCUGAAUAUGUUUCUGCCAUCAAGGACUUCAUCAUAAAGAACAUGAAGGUCAUUCAAGAAUAUACCUAUUCGACCUUUGAGGUCAAGACCUAAACCGACAUCUGAUUAAUAUGCCAAUAACUUGGCUAUUAUCUAAUGUAUUUUAUUCAAAUUGUAUCGCCCAAAGUGAAUAUUUCCUGUAACUUUAUGUAGCCUAUGUGGGUCAUGAAAUGUGACCUGAUAAGAUAUGCCUGUAUAAACGUUGUCUUGGUCACAUUAAAGCACAUUCUAUUCUCUGUCAUCA
Messenger RNA from Drosophila hydei, 592 nucleotides. Its product is annotated as acylphosphatase-1. The transcript has a single exon. The record is from RefSeq and is a predicted model, not a curated record. Gene Ontology annotation, molecular function: acylphosphatase activity. Lineage: Eukaryota; Metazoa; Arthropoda; Insecta; Diptera; Drosophilidae. Bases 94 to 402 code for a protein of 102 amino acids.